Molecule: messenger RNA, 2274 nt
Organism: Raphanus sativus (radish)
Lineage: Eukaryota; Viridiplantae; Streptophyta; Magnoliopsida; Brassicales; Brassicaceae
Product: factor of DNA methylation 5
Exons: 8
Coding region: 153-2087 (644 amino acids)
Biological process (GO): gene silencing by siRNA-directed DNA methylation
Source: RefSeq, a predicted model, not a curated record
UAAAUCAGACACCAAUCGUAAUCGAGUGACCCACGUUAUAUAUAUUACGUGCGACUCCUCAGCUACCUAAUUGCUCUUCUCCUCGUGUCACUCUCAUCACAUUUCUCUCUCUCUCUCUCGCUCUCUCCUCGCCGCGAUCCUCGUUACUAAGGAUGGCUAACAGUUCUGAGUCAGAGGCCAGCGAGUCAGAGGUGAGCGAGUCAGAGAUCGCUGACUACUCGGAGAAGCCAUACAAGCAAAUGAGGGACGGGGUGUUGAAGGUUAAGCUAAAGGCAGACACUUUCAAGUGCCCUUUCUGCUCCGGUAAGAAGAAGCAGCACUACAAGUACAAGGAGCUCCUUGCUCAUUCCUCCGGCGUUGCCAGAGGAUCCGCCACUAGAAACUGCAAGCAGAAAGCUAACCACUUGGCCCUGUCAAAGUACCUCCAGAACGAGCUCGCUGGCAAUGCCGAGCCCCCGCGCCUUCAGCUCACCGUGUACUCGGCGGACAAGCAGAACCAAGCUUCUGUCAGUGACGUGUAUGUCUGGCCUUGGAUGGGGAUCGUCAUCAGCCCGUUGAGGGGAAACGAUGAUGAUAAGAGUUUGGUUCUUGAUUCGGCGUAUUGGUUGAAGAGGCUCGCGAGGUUUAAGCCUCUUGAGGUGAAGACGCUUUGGGUUGAGGAGGAUGAGGCUGUUGCUGUGAUCUCUAAGUUCAGCGGUGGUAUGGACGGGUUCAAGAGAGCCACGGAGCUUGAGAAGGAGUAUGGCGUUAAGCGGUGCGGCAAGAAGGACUGGAGUUAUAAAACAGGAGACUGGAGGUUGAAGACUUAUGGCUGGUGCGCACGUGCGGAUGAUUACAACUCUCAAGGGUCGGUAGCUGAGUACCUGUCAACGGUGGGGAGAUUGAGAAGCUUCUCUGAUAUCUCUAAGGAGGAAAUGCAGAACAGGAGUAUUGUUGUGGACGAUCUAGCUGAUAAAAUUGCGGAGAAGAAUGAGGUUCUGAACCAGGUCCAGUACAAGUACAAGGAGGAGGCCAUCUCUCUGCGGAGGGUUCUCAUGGAAAAGGACAAUCUGGACAAAACUUACAAAGAAGAAACAAAAAGGAUGCAGGAGUAUUCGCAGCGCAACGUCUACAGGAUCUUACAAGAAAAGGAGAUGCUGAGCAAGAAACUGGAGUAUAAGAUGAAGGAUCUGGAGACUUGGUCCAAAGAAUUGGACAAGAAGCAAGCAUUAACUGAACUGGAGAGACAAAAUCUUGAGGAAGAGAAGAAGAAGAACAAUGCCGCGAACUCCUCUCUCCAGUUAGCUUCACUGGAGCAGAAAAGGACGGAUGAUCGUGUACUGAGACUUGUGGAAGAACACAAGAGGAAAAAAGAUGAGGCAUUGAACGAGAUCCGUCUGCUUGAGGAGAAGUUAAACAACAAGCAGAAACUUCAAAUGGAGAUUCAAGAGCUGAAAGGAAAGCUGCAAGUCAUGAAGCAUGGGGAAGAUGAAGAUGAUGAGGACGUUAAGAAGAAAAUGAAAAAGAUGAACGAGGAGCUAGAGGAGAAGUGCUCUGAGCUGCAAGAUCUAGAGGAUACUAACUCUGCCCUCAUGAUAAAAGAAAGGCAAAGCAAUGAUGAGAUACAAGAAGCACGUCAAGAAUUGAUUUCGGGAUUGAUAGGAAUGUUGAAUGAUCGAACCAACAUCAGAAUAAAGCGGUUGGGAGAGCUUGAUGAAAAGCCAUUCCUGAAAGCAUGCAAGGAAAGAUUCAAAGGCGAAGAAGCUGGGGUGCAGUACGCCAUGCUUUGCUCAAAGUGGCAGGAAAACCUCAAGGAUUCAAAUUGGCAUCCAUUCAAACGCGUGGGGACUGAAGACAAAAUGAAGGAAGUGGUGGAUGAAGAAGACGAGCAGCUUAAGAAGCUGAGAGAAGAGUGGGGUGAAGAAGUGUUGGAGGCAGUUAAGACAGCACUGGAGGAGCUGAAUGAGCAUAACCCAAGCGGGGGGUACUCAGUCCCAGCACUGUGGAAUUUUAAAGAGAAAAGAAAAGCUACACUCAAAGAAGUGGUCGAAUACAUGACGCUGCAUAUCAAGAAUCUCAAGAAUCUCAAACGCAAAAGAAAGGGAUAGGAAGGAAGCAGAGACGAUGGAUGAAGAAUGAAAACGUGGUCUUUUUAUUAGGAAAUUGAUAAUUUAAGCACCUACGUUGUUUUACAAUGUUUCCAAAUUCCAACGAUCAAUAAUGUUCUUACAAUUGACGGUGACUUUUGUGAGUGUUUUAGACUACAGUUUAUAAAAGUUGUAGCAGUUAAAUUUA